UGUAGAAGCACUGAACAAGUGUCAGAAACAGCCAGAAAGAAAAUAGGGUGUCAAUGGUUGUUGUUGAUGUGUCGAAUAAAUUAAAACAUGUUUAUAGAUUCAAUAAUAUAUUGGAUUGUAGUGACCACGUUCAACAUUUGUUUAGAUAUAUAGUAUUAUUAGUUAUAUAAAUAUACAAGGAACCGAACAGCGAUGGACGUUACAAUAGAGAGUGGUGGCAGAAAAAGUGCUUUGGAGGAUUUAUCAAAGGAAGAUUUGAUUAAGAAAUGCCGUAAUUUAUUAGCUAUAGCUCAAAAAGCGAAACAAGCUAAGGAUGUCGUUUCAGAGGAAAACGUUAAAUUAAAAGAACAGAUUAAAAAUACCAUUGGAGAUGAGAUAAUUGAAAAUUUAACACAGCAAAAGCUUGCUUUUGUCACAAGUAUGGAUGAAUUGAAGCAGCAAAAUAACACAUUGAAAUCUAGUUUAGAACAGCAAGAACAUAAAUUAUUGGAAACAGAAAGUAAAGUCUCUGACUUGGAUACAGAGAAUCAAAGCUUUAGAAGGCAAGUAACUCGUUUAACAGAUGAAAAUGAGCAAUUAAUAACACAUUUGGAUGGACUGGAGAAACAAAUAGAUGAACUGGAAAAAAUGAAAGUAGAAUUAGAAGUAAAGCUGCAGAUUCCACAGAAGGAGCAAAAUAAUUCGAAUAAUGAGAAAAUCAUUGAAUUACAGAAUAUGCUAAGUGUCAGUUUAAAUGAGGUUCAAAAAUUGAAGGACGAAAAUGAGCAGUUAAUAAACAAUGUAAGCAGUCUCAAUGUAAAUAUAACUGAACAAGAAGUAUUAAUAACAAACCUAAAUGAACAACUGAAAGGAGUUUCUUCAGAAAACACCAAUGUCAAUAAAAUAGAGGUAGAUCAACUGCAAAAUGAAAUAGAAAGUUUCAAAAAUAAAGUUUAUGAAUCUGCUGAGUCUAUACAAGUGUAUCAACAGCAAAUAGAUAUUAAAAAUAAGGAAAUAGAAUGUCAUUCAAAUUUAGUAGAUGAUUUAAAUACUGAAAUUCAUAAAAAUCGAGCUUUAAAUGAAAAACUGCAACAAGAUGUAAAAUGCAUGUCUCAGAGGUUGAAUGAUAAUCAGAUUGUCUCAAGUGGUAUAGCAACAGAUUUACAGAACACAAAUGAGAAACUGAAAGGCAAAUUGAAGAUGUACCAUGCAAAAAUGAUUAAGUUUGCUAUUGAUAUAAAGCAUUUAAAAGAAAGUAAGGAGUACAUUCUUAAUAAUUUUAAAAGUUAUAACCAACAAGUUAAAUCAUGGAGGGAGCAACUUAUUGUAGCCACGAAGAAAUUGUCCAAAGAAAUUAACGAAAAUGACAUUGAGAAAUCAAAAUUGAAUGAAUACAUUGUCCAAUUGAAGGAAGAGCUUUCAAUGAAGGAAAACCCUGAAUUAAAAUUCCAGUUUGAUGAUGUUCAAUGCAGAUUAGAAAAUCUGCAAGUAGAACAUGAGAAUGCAAUUAAAGAAAUUAAGGCUUCAAAAGAUGAAGAAAUAGCACAUCUUGAGAAGAAAUUAUCUGAUGCAGAACAAACAUAUGCAAAUAUCUCAGAUGAAAUGAAAACAAAUAAAGAAAAAUUAAAUACAGCUACAAAGCAGCUCCAUGAGGAUAAUGUAAUAAAAAAUGAGUUAAUUGAGAAAGUUAAAUCCAAUGAGAAGUUAAUUGAGGAUAAUAAUAAAUUAAUAUCAGAAUUAAGAAAAGCCAUUGAACAUCUUGAAAAUCAAGUUGAUUUAUCUAAAUCAACAGAAUCCAAAUUAGCGGAGCAAACUGGUAAUGAAAUAUAUAAAUUAUCGCAGGAGAAUAAAAAAUUAUUUGAGAAGAAUGAACAUCUGGAAGCAAAACUUCAUGAACUCCAAGAAAAUAGUGAAGAAUUGGAGAAAAUCAAUAGCAUAAAACGUGAAAAUGCUGAACUAUUGACAGAAAUGAAUGAAAUGAACCAAGCACUGAAAGAAAGAGGAGAAACUAUUAGCAAACAGCAAGCUUAUUGUGAUGAAAUUUUGAAAAAGAUUUCUGUUUAUGAAGUCCAAGCUAACAAAAACUUUGUAGUCAUUUCAGAAAAUAAUGAUACAAUUGAAUCGUUGAAAAAAGAAAACGUUGAACUCAAGACUUCUUGUGCAGAUUUAAGGUCUGAAGUGGCAAGUAUCAAAGACAAACUUAGUGAAAAUGCAGAAUGCGACACAUUAUCCACAUCAACGAUUUCACAUUCAGAGGAAGUAAAUCGAUUGAAAGAUCUGGAUGGGUCAUGGGAACAAAGAUAUGGUAAAUUAAGAGCACUUGCUCUUAACUUGAAGGCUAAGGUGACAGAACUUACCAAGGAAUUAAAUAGGGAACAGACAGAAAAAUCUGAGAUUCAACAAAAGUUAGGAAUCAAUAUUAAAUCUAUACAAUCAAUACAAGCACAAUGCGAUAUAAUUCAAGAUGAAUUGGAUGCAUCUAAGACUGACAAUAAGAACUUGUUAAAGAAAAUUGAAAGUUUCACAAAAGAUAGGCAACAGCUAUUGGACAAAGAAGAAAUAGUAAUGAAAUUGAAGCUAGAGAAUGAAAAUUUAAUUAAAGAGAAGGGCAAUGUAAAUAAUUGGAAAAAGCAAGUAAGUUUGAAAGUUCAAACUUUAAAAAAGGAGAUUGAGGCAAAUAGUAUUGCCAAAAAAGAUUUUGAAGGAAGAAUACAUAAGCUGACAGUAGAAUUGGAAUCUAGGGAUCGCGCGCUUAAAGACGAAAGAGAGAGUCAUUCAAAAACAAAAAAUUCUCUUCAGGAAUCUAAUAAUGAGUGUAAGAAACAAUCUGUUUUAAAUUUGGAAAUUCAAGAUUUUGAGAAAACUAUUAAAGAAUUAACACAGAAACUUGAAAAGAAGAAUGAAUUGAUUACAAAACUAAAGAAUCAGAAUGAUUCUCAAAAGUCUAGUGUGAAUGCUUUGAAGGAUCAAACCAGAUUGUUUGAAGAUAAAGCAAAUGCUUUAGAAAUGGAAUUAAGUGCAUGCCAUAUUGAGGUAAAUACAUUUAAAAAGAAUAUAAUUGAUUUAGAAUCUUUACUAAGUGAAAAAGACUUCAAAAUUCAAGAAGUUGUCAAAACUUUGGAAAUUAGUCGUGGCGAAAAUGAAGAUUUAAGUACUCAAUUAUCGAAAAUUAUUGCUGAACAUCAGAAAAAUGUAUCUUCAUUGAAAGAAGAAAAGGAUUUAUUGAGAGGGAAAAACUUAGGGUUUGAACAGAGGUUGAUGGAAUUAGAGAAUAAGUUAGAAUUACGCGAAGAUGAAUUAACCAAUAUUGAAAAUGAAUAUAAAGGAUAUAAAGUAAGGGCACAAAGUGUUUUAAGGCAAAAUCAAUCUAGGGAUGUUGGUCUAGAAGAAAAACUAUCUGAAGAAGCAGCAACUUUAAGAGCUCAAGUAGACAUAUUCAAAGCUGAAAUUGAUAUGUUAAGAACAACCCAAGAAAAAUUAACCAACGAAUUGAAUAAAGUAUCCAAAGAAAACGAAAAUUACGAAAGUUAUAAAAUCGAGCUGUUAACUCAAUUAGAGGAUGGCAAAAAGGAAUAUGAAAAGCUCAAUACAAAAUAUUAUCAAACGAUGACAGAUCACAGCGAAGCAGUCAGAAGUUUAAAGUUAAAUGCUGAAACACUUGCACAGUGUUAUCGUCAACAAAUAUCAGAACAAGAGGUAAGACAUAAUCGCGAGAUCAUUGAAUUGCAAAGCAAGUUGGAAAAAAGCAAUAUUCCACUUGAUAUUCCAACCCUCCUCAUUCCUAGUACUCCCAGAGAAGAAGGUGAAGGUUCAGAAAGUGUGGACAGUACAAAUGGUAAUAUUCAUCCAUUAGAAAAAUUGUUAGGUGGUGAUCAAGAGCAUGAAAUUAGUUUCAUUAAGAAACAAUUAAAUGAGAACGAGUCAAAAGUCACGCACCUGACUGCUCUGCUGGCAGACACAGAGCAAGAUCUUGCUAAACACGUGCAAAUGAAUAAGGUUCUUAAAGAAGAAAUUCGCCGUCAGCAAAGAUCAGUGGAACGUGAAAAACAUGCUGAGAACUUGGAGUAUAUGAAAAAUGUUGUAUUUAAGUUCAUUACUCUCAGCAAUGGUGAUGAAAGGCAACGAUUAGUUCCUGUAUUAAAUACUAUUCUAAAAUUAAGCCCAGAUGAAACCCAAAAACUUAAUAUGGUUGCAAGGAACGACAAAAGUUGGUCCAAUUAUCUACCAAUUUGGUCGAAACCUCAAUAAUACUGGAUUUACUACUUGGACAUUUAUUGUAUUUAUUAU
Molecule: messenger RNA, 4266 nt
Organism: Nicrophorus vespilloides
Lineage: Eukaryota; Metazoa; Arthropoda; Insecta; Coleoptera; Silphidae
Gene: GCC185
Product: GRIP and coiled-coil domain-containing protein 2
Exons: 5
Coding region: 193-4227 (1344 amino acids)
Source: RefSeq, a predicted model, not a curated record